UUUUCACUCUUCGAAGACUGAGAAGAUACCGGAAUCUCCUAUAAAGCCUCUGAAGGAUGCCCCCCCCUGUUUCUCCUUAGUCCUCUAGGCGUUUCGCUCGAGAUCGAGCAGUCGGCCGACCUUAACAAUGCGAUUCUGGAAUACUUUGGUUCCAAUCGCUCUACUUCCGAUUGUCAUGGCUGAGCUCCACUUUGGACUAGCUGCUUACUCAAGUAAAAAACCAUUCGGCCUUGCUUCGUCAUCCGGCCACGCUUCAUUGCAUUGGGUUAUCCUCCCAGCCCAGAAUGCUGGUUGCCUGGAGGCAAAUGAUCAGGUGGGCGGGUUCCCCACGACGAUCAUCCCCCUCGGUUCACCCCUGAGCGCUAUAAUUUGCGGUGUUUUCGUUACGAUUUCCUAUCGGCUUGACAGGUGGUUCGACGAUAAUGGAACAAGCGGAGAGUGCCACCAAGUUUAUUCAGGACCUUCAGGUGUCUGGUAUGCGCAUUUUGCGACAUGUGUCUCACCUUGGGCGGCAAUUUACUUCGAACUGCGCCGGUGCCCCUCAUACGUGUGCGAAGGUUGGGUUUGGGAUGGUGGAGUGACCAACUCUUCAAAAUAAGGGCUAUGUCGCGUAUGCUCAGUCUCGGAUCGGAGAAGUGUAUUAAUAUUGUAAAUAACUAGUUGAACUGCUUU
Molecule: messenger RNA, 672 nt
Organism: Cantharellus anzutake
Lineage: Eukaryota; Fungi; Basidiomycota; Agaricomycetes; Cantharellales; Hydnaceae
Exons: 3
Coding region: 128-598 (156 amino acids)
Source: RefSeq, a predicted model, not a curated record